Messenger RNA from Nipponia nippon (crested ibis), 1158 nucleotides. The record is from RefSeq and is a predicted model, not a curated record. NCBI's taxonomy places the organism in Eukaryota, Metazoa, Chordata, Aves, Pelecaniformes, Threskiornithidae.
AUGCACAAAAUUCGGGUCCUCUCCGCUGUGGCCAUGCCGCAGCUGCACAGCCGGGCUGCUCACCACCCUGCUGGGAACUCAGCUGGAUGUACACAACUUAUCAGACUUCCCCAGAAAGAAAGGCGCUUGGCCAGGGUCUCCAGCCAGUGUCCGUCUCUGGUUUCCAGUGUUGCUGCUCUGCACGUCCCCGUGCCGUUCUCCAGAGGCGGUGACUGUGGUGCCUUCUGCAUUCCCCUGUACGUGCCCUAUGUGCUGACGGGGAGAUGGAUCUUCGGGAGAAGCCUCUGCAAACUCUGGCUGGUAGUUGAUUACCUGCUCUGCACCUCUUCGGUCUUCAACAUCGUCCUGAUUAGCUAUGACAGAUUCCUCUCGGUGACAAGAGCGGUCGCCUACAGAGCCCAGCAAGGCAACACCAAGCAAGCGGUGCUGAAGAUGGUGAUGGUGUUUUUUUUUCCCGCCCCUGCCAUUAUCAGCUGGGAGUAUAUAUCAGGCCAGAGUAUCAUACCCACCGGGGAGUGCUACGCUGAAUUUUUCUACAACUGGUAUUUUCUCAUGACAGCCUCUACGCUGGAGUUUUUCACCCCUUUCAUCAGUGUAAUGUUUUUCAACCUGAGCAUUUACCUGAACAUACAGAAGCGUACCAAAAUACGCCUGGAUGUUUUCCACGAAGUGCACAACCAGUCCUUGACUGAAGAGAUGGAAAUGAGCCCAGAAGCAAAGCUUUCUUUGAAAUGCUGUAAGUGGGAGCAGAAGGAGCCAGCUGAAACCCUCGACCUCUCUAACAGCAAAGCUCAAGCAGCAGCCUCCGCUGCCAGCCUGGAGAAGCGGAUGAAGAUAGUGUCCCAGAGCGUGACUCAACGCUUCAGGCUCUCUAGAGACAAGAAAGUGGCCAAAUCGCUGGCAAUCAUCGUGGGCAUUUUUGGGAUUUGCUGGGCACCGUACACUCUGCUGAUGAUCAUCCGCGCUGGCUGCCACGGCCACUGCAUCUCUGACUACUGGUACGAGACUUCCUUUUGGCUCCUGUGGAUCAACUCGGCCAUCAACCCUGUCCUCUACCCUCUCUGCCACUACAGCUUCAGAAGAGCUUUCAUUAAACUCCUCUGCCCCAAGAAGCUGAAGAUUCAACCUCGCGAUCCCCUUCAGAACUGCUGGAAGUGA